ACCUGCGAAAAAACAGGAAGUAAUGGGUUUUCUCGCGAGAAGAAAUGGCUUCAAACUUCCCCAUGAGCCCUUGCGAGUUCUCUUUCUAGCCGGCGCCUGAGAAUGGGUAUCUCGAGGGACAACUGGCAUAAACGCCGCAAGACCGGCGGUAAACGCAAGCCUUAUCACAAGAAAAGGAAGUAUGAGCUCGGUCGCCCACCCGCAAACACAAAGAUUGGACCUCGUCGUAUCCACACGGUGAGGGUCCGUGGUGGGAACAAGAAAUACAGGGCUCUCAGGCUUGACGUUGGCAACUUUGCUUGGGGCUCAGAAUGCUGCACACGCAAGACCAGGAUUAUAGAUGUGGUCUACAACGCCUCCAACAACGAGCUGGUGAGAACCAAGACCCUGGUGAAGAACUGCAUUGUCCUUGUUGACAGUCUUCCCUUCAGGCAGUGGUACGAGGCUCACUACGCCACUCCAAUGGGACGCAAGAAGGGAGCUAAGCUGACCGCUGAGGAGGAGGAAACUCUGAACAAGAAGAGGUCCAAAAAGAUUCAGAAGAAGAUUGAUGAGCGCAAAAAGACCAGCAAAGUCAAUCCCCUCUUGGAGGAACAGUUCCAGCAGGGAAAACUUCUUGGUAAGACAAACGUCUACAAAGUUAUUUUAAAUCAUGGGGCUCUUUUUAUUCCCAUUGCUGUUCAUCGGAGAUAGAAAUGUUGGCACACCUUAACUACAUCCUUUAAAUUCAUCUUCUUGGAUGAGUACUUAAUGUUAUCUGCAUGUAAUUAAACGUUGGUGAUUCUCUCCCACAG
Gadus morhua (Atlantic cod) is the source of this 794-nucleotide messenger RNA. It is a transcript of the gene rps8a, whose product is annotated as ribosomal protein S8a. Gene Ontology annotation, cellular component: ribosome. NCBI's taxonomy places the organism in Eukaryota, Metazoa, Chordata, Actinopteri, Gadiformes, Gadidae. The coding region runs from base 103 to 693 and encodes 196 amino acids. Gene Ontology annotation, molecular function: structural constituent of ribosome. Gene Ontology annotation, biological process: translation. The record is from RefSeq and is a predicted model, not a curated record. The transcript has 6 exons.